This is a messenger RNA of Pyrus x bretschneideri (Chinese white pear), 779 nucleotides long. Its product is annotated as elicitor-responsive protein 3. Lineage: Eukaryota; Viridiplantae; Streptophyta; Magnoliopsida; Rosales; Rosaceae. The record is from RefSeq and is a predicted model, not a curated record.
CCCAAUCAGAUCCAUAGAGGCUCGGCAAAUUGGCAAACAGAUUUAAAUAGCUGACAGGUGACAACAGGCCAAAGAUUUCUUCCUAAAGUUCUUGCAGAUUAGAAACCUGCAAUAAAACGCGUAGACCUUCUACUCCCUCUUCUCUCUUUCUGUGGAUUUCAACUUUCUCCGAUCCAAACACAUGCCUCUCGGAACGCUUCAAGUUCUUCUCGUCGAUGCCAAGGGCCUCGACAACAAUGACUUUAUGGCUGACAUGGAUCCCUAUGUCCUUUUAACAGUAAAGACCCAAGAGAAGCAAAGCACUGUGGCCUCAGGGCAAGGAUCUGCACCAGAAUGGAAUGAAACAUCCGAACUUCAGUUGAAAAUCAUGGAGAAGGAUAACUUCAGCGCGGAUGAUUUUGUCGGAGAAGCAACCGUUUGUUUGGAGCCAGUGUUCAGUGAAGGAAGCCUUCCUCCCGCUGCAUACAAUGUUGUCAACAAGGACAAAGAAUUUUGCGGAGAGAUCAAAAUCGGACUCACAUUCACUCCUGAGCCUGAGAGAAGCAACGACUUUCCUUCUGGAGGGUAUGGUGAAUCUGAGGAGAGCUAUGGCGGAUGGAAACAAUCGUCUUAUGGGGAGGAGUAGGGCUGUAUCGAAUGAGGAAAGAGAAGCUUCAGUGAUCUUGGAGGUUUAUGUUUUUUGGUGUGUGUCAGUGUUUAAACCUACAUAUUUAUGUGCCUCAACUUGUUUGAAGGACUGAAAUCAUCCGUCAAGUUGGUUUUGAUUUCGAUUGUUUUUA